Aphanomyces astaci is the source of this 495-nucleotide messenger RNA. RefSeq lists its product as hypothetical. The record is from RefSeq and is a predicted model, not a curated record. Lineage: Eukaryota; Oomycota; Saprolegniomycetes; Saprolegniales; Verrucalvaceae. The coding region runs from base 1 to 495 and encodes 164 amino acids. The transcript is spliced from 3 exons.
AUGUUUCCGCAGAAUACCGUGGAGCGUCUGACCGACCGCCAAUUUGGGCAUCAAAAGAAGAAGCUACUAGGGCAAUACACGAAGCUCCUCAAAGACAUGGGACAGCACGGUAUGGAAAUACUAUCGUACGUGUAUGACACACAAAAUAAUAGUGGUGAUUGGUACACCCAAGGCAAGAAUGCUGCGAAAAAUGCGAAAUGCAUUAGCAAGUUUCGCGGACUUGAUCCGAACGUCCAGAUGCCGUUUCAUUUUGGCAUGCAAGAAUUGCGAAAGCCAAGUCUCAAACAAGACCGGGUAGUCCUGGAAAAAGUGUUGCUCAAGCAGCUCAACGUAACGCUCGAAUCCAUGAGCGAGACGCCGUUGCUGAAAUGGCCGCGUGAGCUCUAUUCCAGCCUCUUCCAGCCUGUCAAAAUGAAGGAUGUACUUCUUGUCACCAAAGCCACCAGCGACGGAAGUUUGAAAUUCCUUCCUCAAAUUACCACCAACGUCAAGUAG